This is a messenger RNA of Protopterus annectens (West African lungfish), 5391 nucleotides long. Its product is annotated as nitric oxide synthase, brain-like. Gene Ontology annotation, biological process: nitric oxide biosynthetic process. NCBI's taxonomy places the organism in Eukaryota, Metazoa, Chordata, Ceratodontiformes, Protopteridae. Gene Ontology annotation, molecular function: calmodulin binding; NADP binding; nitric-oxide synthase activity. The coding region runs from base 294 to 3635 and encodes 1113 amino acids. The record is from RefSeq and is a predicted model, not a curated record. The transcript has 25 exons.
AAAAAAGGCUGAAUAAAGCAAGUAAAAAGGAAAAGACCAGAGAGAAAGACAGACUGUCAUUUGACAGGCAUACAGAAGCCAUUCCCUCAGGAAAAGAACAUAGAAAAACACAGUGAGACAAACAGAAUACAGAAGAGAGGCAGAAAGAAUAUCUACUGCCAAGAAAGAAAAACUAUUAGAAGGAAAUAGGAAGAAAAUAAUAAAAGACAAGCAAAAGGCAAAAAUCAAGAGACUGACAACUACUUAAACUUAUAAUUAGUCAUAGAAGGACCCACAUUUGAAAAAACUUGAAGAUGAAUUCCAACGGUGAUGUGAUACUUCAGAAUUUUCCAGUGGGCUGUCCCUUCUCAAACAACUUUAGAGCAGAAUGCCUGGGGAAACAGGAGCAGAACAGAGUUCCAAAGUACAGUCGACUCAAGAAUUGGGAGAAUGGAAAUACAUUUAAUGACAUACUUCACAGAGAGUCAACAAAGGAUUUCCCUUGUGGUGCCACAAAGUGCCGGGGAUCUGUUGUGUUUCCCAAUGAGAUGAUUCGCAAAUCCCGCAGUGAGCCUCGCCCUAAGGAGGAGCUUCUGCCCCUGGCCGUCCAGUUCAUCAAUGAAUACUAUGCUUCCCUCAAAAGAUCUCAGUCACAGACCCACAUGGACCGCCUGCAGGAGGUAAAAAGGGACAUUGAGGCAACUAAUACUUACAAACUGACUGAAGAUGAAUUGAUUUAUGGGGCAAAACAAUCUUGGCGCAACGCCUCUCGAUGCAUUGGAAGAAUUCAGUGGGCAAAGCUGAAGGUCUUUGAUGCCCGUAACUGCAAGACAGUUCAGGAAAUGUUUGAUCAUAUCUGCACUCACAUCAAAUAUGCUGUCAAUGAUGGAAACAUAAGGUCAGGUGUUACAAUCUUCCCCCAAAGGACAGAUGGGAAAACUGAUUUUCGCAUUUGGAACUCUCAGUUUUUCCGCUAUGCUGGAUUUACUCAGCCAGAUGGUACAGUGCUGGGGGACCCAGGCAGUGUGGAUAUAACAGAGCAAUGUCUCAAGCAUGGAUGGAAUCCUACCCCUGGACGUUUUGUCAUGUUGCCAUUAUUGCUACAAGCCAGAGGUGAACAUCCUGUAGUGUUUGAGAUUCCCAAGGAAUUGAUUAUGGAAGUUCCCAUCCGUCAUCCUACGAAGAACUUUCUAGACGACAUGGAUCUGAAGUGGCAUGUGCUGCCUACUGCAGCUAGCAUGCUUUUGGAGAUUGGGGGUCUAGAAUUCCCUGCCGCCCCCUUCAAUGGCUGGUACUUAACAACUGAGAUUGCUGUGAGAAAUCUAUGUGACCAUCAAAGAUACAACCUGCUGCAGGAGUUUGCUGAACGACUAGGUCUGGAUACCAGACUGUCGCCAUCCCUUUGGAAAGAUAUAGCAGCUGUCGAGAUGAAUAUCGCUGUUCUUCACAGUUUUCAGAGUGCAAACGUAACAAUCAUGGAUCAUCACACUGCCACAGAGUCUUUCAUGAAACACAUGGAGAAUGAAUACCGGGUUCGAGGAGGGUGCCCAGCUGAUUGGGUGUGGAUUGUUCCCCCACUCUCAGGAAGCUUGACACCUGUAUUCCAUCAAGAAAUGAUAAAUUACAUCAUUACCCCUUGUUACUUCUAUCAGCCUGAUGCAUGGAAGGAGAUGUACAGUUCCUCAAACAAAAAGAAGAUACACUUUAAAGAAAUGGCUAAUGCUGCAAGAUUUGUAGUGAAGCUUUCUAGUCGUGCCAUGGCAAGGCGUGUGAAGGUGACAAUUCUGUAUGCCACAGAAACCGGAAAAUCAGAGAACUAUGCCAAGACUAUCUGCAAAAUCUUUAAACGUGCCUUUGACCCAAAGGUCAUUUGUAUGGAUGAAUAUGACUCUUGCAAACUGAAAGAGGAGACCCUGUUGUUGAUUAUCACAAGCACAUUUGGAAAUGGUGAUGCACCAGAAAAUGGAGAGAAAUUUGCUAAACUGCUAUCCGAAAUGUCUCGCACACACCCGAAAGCACUGCAACAGCAAAAAUUUUCUGUGUUUGGACUGGGAUCCCGUGCAUAUCCAAACUUCUGUGCUUUUGCUCACUUUAUUGACAAACACUUGGAGGCCUUGGGGGCAAAACGUAUCAUGAAGAUGGUAGAGGGGGAUGAACUGUGUGGACAGGAAGAAUCUUUCCGAACCUGGGCUAGGAAGGUUUUUAAGGCUGCGUGUAGUACGUUUUGUGUUGUUAACAGUAAUGAAGAUAAUGCAGAUGAUGAUAUUUUUGAAGCUGAACACCACUGGCAACCUGGGAAAUGUCGUCUGACCAUAACAGCAAACUCCUUGGACCACAUAACAACUCUUUCACAGUUACAUAAAAGGAAGGUCUUCUCCUCAACGGUACUGUCCAGAGAGAACCUACAAAGUGAGAAGUCCAGCCGUUCAACCAUCCUAGUCCGACUAGACACAGGUGGACAGAAGGAGCUGCAGUACCUUCCUGGGGACCAUCUUGGGGUAUAUCCCACAAACCGUAAGGAACUGGUGCAAGAGUUGCUGGCUCGUCUGACAGACGCUCCUCUUAUUUAUGAAACAAUCAUAAUGGAGUUUCUAGAAGAAAAAAAGAGUGCGAAUGGGCCUGUUACAAGGUGGGUCCCUGACAGCAAGCUACCACCUUGCAAUAUUUUCCAGGCAUUUUCGCAGUUCCUGGACAUCACCAGCCCACCAACUCCACAGCUUCUACAGAUGUUGGCCAGUCAAGCCACAGAUCCUAGGGAAAAGGCAAGGUUGGAGGUUCUUAGCCAGGGAACACAGGAAUAUGAGGAAUGGAAAUGGUACAGCAGUCCCACCAUCCCUGAAGUUCUGCAGGAGUUUCCAUCUGUACGGGUUCCGACAUCACUGCUACUUUUGAGCCUUCCAUUGCUGCAGCCUCGUUAUUACUCCAUUAGCUCCUCUCCAGAUGCCCAUCCCAGUGAGGUCCACUUGACAGUCGGAGUGCUUUCUUACCACACCCAAAAUGGAAAAGGUCCCCUUCAUUAUGGGGUGUGUUCUACGUGGCUGAACUCCAUAAAUCCUAAGGAAACAGUUCCCUGUUUUGUGAGAAGGGCCCCAACUUUUCACUUGCCUUCUGACCCCUCAGAACCAUGCAUUCUCAUUGGACCUGGUACUGGCAUUGCACCCUUCAGAAGUUUCUGGCAACAGCGACUCUACGAUAUGGAGCACAAAGGUGUCAAACCCUUGGGGAUGACUCUGGUGUUUGGUUGUCGUCAGUCUGACAAGGAUCAUAUCUACAAGGAGGAGACACUGGAAGCAAAAGAGAAAGGUGUUUUUAAAGAGAUUUAUACCGGCUACUCCCGUGAGCCUGGAAUUCCAAAGACAUAUGUGCAGCACAUUUUGAGAGACAAACUGUCUAAAGAUGUCUUCCAAACCCUUCAUAGCAAGAAAGGUCACAUGUACGUGUGUGGUGAUGUAACAAUGGCAAGGGAUGUUAUGUGUGUGGUACAGAAGGUCCUUGUAUCCCAAGGAGGUCUGAGCUACAGUGAAGCCGAAGAACUUCUGAGUCUUCUCAAAAAAGAGAAACGAUACCAUGAGGAUAUAUUUGGUCUAGUGCUGCACUCUCAAGAAGUAAGGACAAGGAUUCACUCUCAGUCUUACUCAGAAGAAGAAGACCGCUGAGAAAAAUCUCAAAUAAUAACCAACACUACAGCCAGUGUUAGCUUACAAAAGCAGAGAUGUGUCAUUCAGUUCUGGUAUUGUCCUUCCCUGUUACAGCAUUUUUGUUUAUUGAUUUAGCUAUAAUCAAGACAAAAGACAUUACAGAGGCUUCUUGCAAAACCGUGGAAGUUGGUCAGAUUGCAAAAAAAAAGGCAGUCCCACCUCUGCUCUGUUGUUUUUGUAAAUAUCUGAGAAUGCAGUUAUAACUGAGAGCACAGCUCCUCGUGUAAACAUCCCAUUAGCUUUGGGUUACACAGUUAUAAAUAUACCUCAGUUUUUCAGGAGGAUUUGAAGACCGAACUGUGUAAUUGUUAAACAUGGACUGAAACUAGACAGGUGACAGACUUCUAAUUACUUCGAGAUUAUUUUCCACUGACCAGUUGUUCUUUCUUACAGCAGUGAGGUGAAGGGCUUUGUCAUUCUUCUUCUACCAGUAGAAGCUUGUAAUAUAAAAUAACUCCUUUAUAAUUACUAAUAUAGCAUAAUUAAUUGUUCAGAACUUGUAAAUCCACUUUACUCACCUAUUUUGGUCAGCUCUGUAGUAUGGUAUCCAUUAGAUUUACAUGUACGGAGAAUCUGUGUAUAAAAUGAGGUGACAGCAAGGAUUGCAUGACAGUAUUGUACAGAGAGUGUGCAGUGAAUGAGCUUCAUCUAGUAGUCUGGGCAGAUCUCUCAAGCGUACCUCAUUAUGGGGAACGCUCCUUAUUUUGAUUCUUAAAAGGUCCAUGUUCCUUGCAGUUCCACACUGAAAACGUGUCACACAUGCAUUGUUAAGAAUUGUUUAAAACUAAUACCCAUGAUAAAUCACACUGAAUUAUAUUAAUUCUUUAAAAGAACAUUUUAUAAGUACAAAGUAACACAUUUUAACCACUCUGCGAGCUUCCUAUCUAAAGUUGUUAGUAAGCUGUUAAUAGAUGUUGCUUAUUUUGCCCAUUUGUUCCACAUCAUGAGUGGAAUUGUUCGAAACUUUGGAGAUGGAAGGUUGAGAGCUAUGGUCCUGAGUUUGAUUCCUACUGUCCUCAUUUGCAUUAUGAGUGACUAUGCAAGUAAUUUUACAGACAGUCCUCCUGGGUCACCUCCAGAAAGAGGUAUUGUGUCUGUUGGGUGGUAUCUGGUUUUCAAAUUAAUAAAUAAGUUUUGCUUCAUUGAGCUGUUGCCACAGAUUUACCCAAAUGAGAUUAAUGGCCUUAAUCUGUCAAUGCAGCAUAGUUGUGCCAAUUUAAGUCACAAAUUGACCAUAUGGUAGGCACAUCUUAGUGGUUUAGUAGUUGUAAAGUUUAUAGCUUACCUCCAUGCACACUCUCAUUACCCUAACAAUAAUUAGUAACUAAUAAAUAUUACUUGUACAUUAGAAUUUUAGAUCACAGGAUGUGCCUCUAUCAGCAAUAGUAUAAUCUCUUUAAGAGUUUUAAUUUGUUUAUGGAUUAUAGCAUCAUCUGUUGUAAAUGAUGCAGUAAAAUGUAUUCUGUGUGUAAUGAGUUAUUUUUCACUGUCUUAAAUAUAUUUUCUUUAACUGUAAUUUAUUUUGUGUUAUCAACAGAAGCUAAUUGACAAUUUGUUAAAUAUAGUUGCUUGAGGAUCAAAAUAUUCUGAGCAAUCACUUUUGGUGAUAGACAGAUGAUUGUCUGUGUAGUAUUUCAGAAUUAGACUCCUCUUUUUAUUGCGUAUUCUGUAUCAGUGUUGAAAAUGUGCAAUACAACUGAGUUUCUUCAGUUUA